Molecule: messenger RNA, 2267 nt
Organism: Solea senegalensis (Senegalese sole)
Lineage: Eukaryota; Metazoa; Chordata; Actinopteri; Pleuronectiformes; Soleidae
Gene: myod1
Product: myogenic differentiation 1
Exons: 3
Coding region: 155-1048 (297 amino acids)
Biological process (GO): regulation of transcription by RNA polymerase II; positive regulation of myoblast differentiation; muscle organ development
Molecular function (GO): protein dimerization activity; DNA-binding transcription factor activity, RNA polymerase II-specific; RNA polymerase II cis-regulatory region sequence-specific DNA binding
Source: RefSeq, a predicted model, not a curated record
GUUUGUGACAGGAGUCCUCAGUCCACUAAAAAAUAAAUAAACGCACACACAGAAACUGUCCCACUGUGUAAUUCUUGAAGACUCCUGUGUCCUUCACUGGAUUUCUCUUCUUCUUCUUCUUCUUCUUCUUAUUCUGUGCGUUGAGGACUGAACCAUGGAGUUGUCGGAUAUCUCUUUCCCUCUUCCUGCGGCUGAUGACUUCUAUGAUGACCCCUGCUUCAACACCAGCGACAUGCACUUCUUCGAGGACCUGGACCCGCGGCUGGUCCAUGUGGGCCUCCUCAAGCCGGACGACUCCUCCUCUUCAUCCUUAUCCUCCCCGUCCUCCUCCUCCUCCUCCCCGUCAUCCCUCCUGCACCUCCACCACCACGCCGAAGCGGAGGACGACGAGCACGUCCGCGCCCCCAGCGGACACCACCAGGCGGGCCGCUGCCUCCUCUGGGCCUGCAAGGCCUGCAAGCGGAAGACCACCAACGCGGACCGGCGGAAGGCGGCCACGAUGCGGGAGCGCCGGCGGCUCGGCAAGGUCAACGACGCCUUCGAGACACUGAAGCGCUGCACGACGGCCAACCCGAACCAGCGGCUGCCCAAGGUGGAGAUCCUGCGCAACGCAAUCAGCUACAUCGAGUCCCUACAGGCGCUGCUGCGCGGCGGCGGUCAAGACGACAGCUUCUACCCGGUGCUUGAGCACUACAGCGGGGACUCAGACGCCUCCAGCCCCCGCUCCAACUGCUCCGACGGCAUGACGGAUUUUAACGGCCCGACCUGUCAGUCAACCAGGAGAGGAAGUUAUGAGAGCAGCGCUUAUUUCUCCCAGACUUCAAACGGUGGUCAGAAGAGCGAGCGGAGCUCAGUGGUUUCCAGCCUGGACUGUCUCUCCAGCAUUGUGGAGCGGAUCUCCACUGAAAACAGCAGCCUGCUGCCAGCUGCCGACGCCCCUGGGUCUCCACCAACUGACCCAACAGCUGAGGCAGCUCAACAGGGACCCGCCCUGGUCCCCUCUCCAACUACCAGCCAGGACCCCAACCUGAUCUACCAAGUCCUAUAGACCCCUCACACCUGGGACAAUUCACAUGCCCUCUCACUGUCCGCUCAUAAACACAUGGACAAACACACACACACGGAACUGAGUCUUCACAACCUGUUUGCAUCAGCUGUUAUGUUUGUUACGAGUUUUCUUACCAUCAUUCUACACCUGUUUUUAUUCUCUGUACUUCCAACAUAAUAGAAUCCGCGUUGAAGUUUUCUCACAAAAUCAAAAGGAGAAUAAAUAAAAAUAUAAAUGCGUGAAAGAAUAAACCAUAAUUUGGCCCAAAUUCAAUAGCAUUAAAUAAUUGAAAAACAUAAUUAAUAGCGCCAAAUGUAAAUGUUCAAAGCUGAUUUAAGUCAAAUAGUCAGAUUUUUUUCCAAAACAAAUAGAAAUAUAAAAUAGAUAUAAAGACAAAGCCAUUGACAUUUUAUAUAAUAAUAUUAUAUAUUAUUAUCUUUAAUAUUUCCCUGGCAAGAAAAAUCUUCCAUAGCAUAUUUGACCCUCAGAUUCCUUUUCCUGCUGAUAAUGUCAGUGGUCUAGAUUGUAGAUCAAACCACUUGAAUGCUGGAAUUAUUAUUAUUGCAAACGUUUCUUUGAAUAGGUUUAUGACUACAAAUCAUUUCAGUUCUUGCUGUAUUGUUCUUCUUAUUAUUAUUAUUUUUAAAUGUUAGCGUUAAGUUAUGAUAAAGUAUUUUAAGGCUUAGCUGAGUCGUUUCAGAUGGAUUUUUCUCUUUCUGUGUGUAGCUUAUGUGAAGAAGGACGGAGGCCAAAAACCAUCCAUUUACAUUCCUCCACAUUCGUCCAUCUGAUGUUUUAAAAGCCCCAGCUGUUCGAUCCCUCAGGAAAACCAAAACAAAACACAAUUCUAUGAUUUAGUAAACAAAAGAUAAUUACCAGAUAUGCAAAAAUCAAACACUUAAAUCCCACAUAUUAGAUUUGUGGGGAUUAUUUCAGUGUUUGUUUGUUUGUUUUUAACCCACCAGGGAUAAAAUAAUCAAGCUGAAUCAAUUUUCAUUUGUCAUGUUUCAUUCACUGCAGCAGAGGACCAUUUUUCUGUUUCUGUACAUAUUAUGUAAAUAAGAGCUGAUUUGUUUCCAACAAAAAGUAUUAAUUAUGUAUUUAAUGUUUUUGUCAGUAUGUGCUUUUGUUUGUUGUGAAAAAUGUUUAAACUUUAUAUUUAUACACCUGAAAACUGAGUGACAGUCUAAUGAUAAAUAAAUGAAACUGCUUAUUUAUA